AUGGCGGCGGCGGCGGCGGCGGCGGGGGGAGGAGCGCGGGAGGAGGCUCACUUUCGUGGGGUGCGGAAGCGGCCGUGGGGGCGGUUCUCGGCGGAGAUCCGGGACCCGUGGAAGAAGACGCGCAGGUGGCUGGGGACCUUCGACACGGCGGAGGAGGCCGCGCGGGCGUACGACGAGGCCGCGCGCAGCCUGCGCGGCCCCAAGGCGAAGACCAACUUCGGAUCCGCCGACGACCAGCCGGUGGCGUGGGGCCUUACCCCGACGCCUCCGGGCUGGAGGCCGCCGGUGCUCGGGCGGCGGAACCUGUCGCUGGGGCUUCCGGCCGGAGGAGGGCCGGGGCGAUCCGUGUGCCGCGUCGACGCCGUCGAGGUGGUGGCGCAGGAGAACACCGCCGCCGUCGCCGCUGGCGGCGCGGCGGAGGCGAAGACGCCCUUUGCGUUUGAUCUCAAUUUGCCGGCUCCUUUCUAUUGA
This is a messenger RNA of Zingiber officinale, 471 nucleotides long. Its product is annotated as ethylene-responsive transcription factor 8-like. The transcript has a single exon. The record is from RefSeq and is a predicted model, not a curated record. Gene Ontology annotation, molecular function: DNA binding; DNA-binding transcription factor activity. Lineage: Eukaryota; Viridiplantae; Streptophyta; Magnoliopsida; Zingiberales; Zingiberaceae. The coding region runs from base 1 to 471 and encodes 156 amino acids. Gene Ontology annotation, biological process: regulation of DNA-templated transcription.